AUGAAGAAACAUGCCAUACUGGCCUUGCGCAAUCUCCUACAUGACAACAAGACCAAUCAGGACGUGGUGAGGGAGAUUCAACCUGUCGCGAAGUGGGACGAGUGGGGGCGUGCUGCAGAGCCUGUCAUAGCAUCGGCACUGUAUGAUGAUCAAUCCUCUUCCUCCUCUCCAUCUCAAUCACUCUCUUCUUCGAUCCGCCCGCCCCUCCUUGUCAGCGUCAGCGCCGGUGGGGCCACCAUCCCGCCUGCAUCUGCGCUAUUCCUCCUCAAUCUGCUUCUCCAUCCGUCCCAGGUUAUCCUCCUCCGCUGGCUCCCGCUCUUCCCGGUGGCGCUUGAUGCGCUUCUUAGAGACAUCAGCAUCGUCUGA
Messenger RNA from Rhodofomes roseus, 366 nucleotides. RefSeq lists its product as uncharacterized. NCBI's taxonomy places the organism in Eukaryota, Fungi, Basidiomycota, Agaricomycetes, Polyporales, Fomitopsidaceae. The record is from RefSeq and is a predicted model, not a curated record. Bases 1 to 366 code for a protein of 121 amino acids. The transcript is spliced from 3 exons.